Molecule: messenger RNA, 530 nt
Organism: Mytilinidion resinicola
Lineage: Eukaryota; Fungi; Ascomycota; Dothideomycetes; Mytilinidiales; Mytilinidiaceae
Exons: 1
Coding region: 286-468 (60 amino acids)
Source: RefSeq, a predicted model, not a curated record
AGUCCUAGCACGUGGUCGUCUUCCAUUGUGCAGCCAUUGUAUUCAAUUACUUCUACAGAAUGGACACAGCCAACCAUAUGUUUCCAUAUGUUUCGAAUCCUCAGUUUGGAACUCGAUAAGAUCUCAUUCCGCUUCAUCUUCCAAGCACUCCAUAUCAACAAGUUUGCACAAGUGAACCUGUCCGCCUGACCAAGAGGGCUGCCUCCCAGCGCUCCUAGUCUCUUCCAUCUUCUUAGCCAAGGCGUAUCCCAGUUACUAUAUCUCCAACGCUCCAGCGUCGCAUCUAUGUGGGCACUGGGCCUCGGCUCUGUCAACAUAAACUCACUCGUUAGUUCAAGCUCCAACGGCUCUUUCCAGGGCCCCCUCAUCAGCAUGGUUCUAACUCCCAACUUUCCCCAACCAAUCAUCUCGCUCUUGUACCUUGCAUACAACAGCCUGAUUAUCGUCAUACAUGUUAGUGUGGAGUGAACUAGGUCUGUGGUGAAACGUAUGUCACCGAGGGUGUGAUUUUCGCAGGGAAUGUAGCACUC